Didymodactylos carnosus is the source of this 1857-nucleotide messenger RNA. The record is from the annotation of a GenBank genome assembly. NCBI's taxonomy places the organism in Eukaryota, Metazoa, Rotifera, Eurotatoria, Philodinida, Philodinidae.
AUGGGUGAUAGUGAUCGUCAUGUCAAAAUGGAAAUUGAUUAUUCAACUGUUGUUGAUCAAAAAUUGAAAGAAUGUGACGAAAUAAUGAAGGAUGGCAAACUGAGUGAAGCACUCGAACGAUUGUUACCAUUAGAAAAACAAACACGUACUGCAGCCGACGCAAUAUCAACUGGUCGGAUCUUAGUGGCUAUUGUAAAAUAUUGUUAUCAAGAAAAACAAUGGGAACUAUUAAAUGAACAUAUUGUCACACUAAGUAAGAGACGAAGUCAGUUAAAACAAGCAAUCACAAAAAUGGUACAGGAAGCCUAUACACUUCUCGAUCAAACACCGGAUUUGGAUACAAAAUUAAAAUUAAUCGAAACAUUAAGAACCGUGACAACGGGAAAGAUUUUUGUUGAAAAUGAGCGUGCUCGAUUAACAAAAAAAUUAGCUGAUAUUUAUGAAGAUCAAGGCAAAGUGAAAGAAGCUGCCGAAAUUUUGCAAGAAUUACAAGUUGAAACCUAUGGAACAAUGGAUCGCCGUGAAAAAGUUGAAUUUCUUCUUGAACAAAUGCGUCUGUGUUUAGCUAAACAGGAUUAUAUUCGUACACAAAUUAUCAGUAAAAAAAUUAAUACAAAAUCGUUUGAAGAUGAAGCAUCACACGAUUUGAAGCUUAAAUAUUAUGAAUUAAUGAUUCAAAUGGAUUUACAUGAUAAAAAUUAUUUUAAUGUCUGCCAACAUUAUAAGCAUUAUUAUGAUACUCCACGUGUACAAAAAGAUAAUGAAAAGAUGAAACAAGCAUUAAAAAAUGUUGUACUUUAUUUAUGUUUAUCACCGUAUAACAAUGAACAAUCAGAUUUCUUACAUCGAUUGGUUUUAGAUAAAAAUCUUGAACAAAUACCAAAAUAUAAAGAAUUACUACAACGUUUCAAAACUCAAGAGUUAAUACAUUGGAAAGAUGCAUUGAAAAAUUUUGAAAACGAUUUAAAACAAGGCACAAAAGAUGAUCCAGCAACAAAUGUAUUCACAAAUGAUGAUGAUGGUAAAAAAAGAUGGGAAGAUUUUAAAGUUCGAGUUGUUGAACAUAAUAUGCGAAUUAUGGCAAAAUAUUAUACACGUGUGAGAACGAAAAAAAUGGCUGAACUUUUGGAUUUAACAAAGGAGGAAGCUGAACAAUUUUUGUCAAAUUUGGUAUCAAAUAAAACUGUUGAUGCUAAAAUCGAUCGAUUAGAAGGAAUUGUUAAUUUUAAACAAAAGAAAUCACCACAAGAAAUUUUAAAUGAAUGGUCAAUUAAUUUAAAUUCAUUAAUGUUAUGUUUAAAUAAAACUUGUCAUUUGAUUAAUAAAGAAGAAACGGUACAUGCUGUUCGAAGCGAUGAACUUUUGAGUGAUUCAUAUCCAAUGAAACUUAUUGAUGACGUGUAUUACGAAGUUGAAGGAAAACAAAUAACAGUUUCGCAUGAUAUCGAUGACUCAUUGAUUGGAGGAAACAAAGUACCAGAAGGUUCUGAGGAAGAGGCAGGAGGAGUUGACGCAUCUCACACGUCAGGAAUUAAUGUUGUUCUCAAUCACAAACUUGUUGAAACACCGUUCGAUAAAGCUAGCUUUAAAGAUUGGAUUAAAACGUAUUCAAAACAAUUGAAAGAAUACUUACAAAACAAUUCACCUGAGCGUGUUCAACCAUUUCAAACCGGAAUGGCUAAAGUAGCAAAAGAAAUUUUAACAAAGUUUGAUGAAUACCGGUUUUAUCUGGGUGAAAAUAUGAAUAUUGAUGGCAUGGUGGUUUUACAGUAUUACAAAGAAGAUGGAUUAACACCUUAUUUCAUGUAUUUCAAAGAUGGUUUGAAUGAGAUCAAAUAUGUGAGUAUCUCCUACUAA